AUCAAAUCCAGUCAACUGGGAUCACCACCAACCAAACAGCCACCAACAACGACCAGCCACCAGACAAGAAACAUUCAAGAACGAAAGAAACCGCUCCCUUGAGAGUUACCGGAUGAAUUUACCCACCUACUCACUCGCCGACUCACCCCAUUCGACGAUCCUCAACGUCUGUCUAGGCGUACCCCCAUCUUCCAAACCAAUCAUCAUCAAUCGACCACCACCUAAACCUUCAUCAUCAUCAUCAUUAUCAUCAUCGUCAUCUUCUUCUUCUUCAAAGGUAUUCAUCUCACAGCAGAACAAGAAAUCUGACCUCAAAGGCAAAGCGCCUCAACGUGACCAAAACGAACAACAGGAAGAAGUAGAAGAAGAAGAAGAAGAACAAUGGCAGGAUGCGGAGUUCCGGAGGUCAUCCACUCGCCAACCUACGUCCCUCCCACCGUCCGAUCAAGAUCUUCUGAACAAUUCUCACAUUCAUAACGAGAAAGGGAGCGGAGAGAAUGAGGAUCAUCCCUUGUUCAAAUAUACCGGCUGGGACGAAUGUUUUGCAACUGCUAAUGCUGAGGGAUGGACCAUUUAUCGGAAUUAUCCGCUCAGAGUCAUUCAAAAACAUGUGGUUCCAAAUGGUUCAUUGAGGAUCGUGAUGCCGCUUCAUCGAACAAACAUACUAUAUCUAGUUGGGGGCCCACCGAGUGCAUUAUACUCACCGAACAAGGUGAUAAUCUACGACAGUUUGGAAUCAAAGGCGAAAUAUUCGAUCGAGAUGAGCUCGCCAGUUCUAGGAAUCACGGCAAGACGGGAUAAAUUAGUAGUAGUCCUAUUAGAACGGGUGGUGCUAUUUGGGGUGAGUCCGGAGGGGGUGAUGUAUGAGGAGGGGGAGUGGGAGACAUGCAAGAAUCCGAAAGGAUUGGUCUGUUUGGGGUCGGCUGUUGGCAGCAGUUUGCUCGUCUUUCCAGGCCGACAAUCCGGGAAGGUCCAGAUCGUCCAUCUGCCGCUCUUCGAACCCGAUCGUCCUGCCUCCUCCUCCUCCUCUGGAAGAAUCUCCGACCGGACCUCCGCCGAUCGUCGACAACAUCCUCCAUACCCUUCCACGGCCAUCCUCGUCGCACAUACUACCCCUCUCGCCAGUCUCGCCAUCACUCCCUGUGGGAAACUCAUCGCCACCGCCUCCGUCACCGGCACCCUCAUCCGCAUCUGGAACGCUAAAUCCGCCGCCCUCGUCCGCGAACUUCGCCGGGGUACUGACGGCGCGGAAAUCUGGGGCUUGCGCUUCAGACCCGAUGGGCUGGCUAUCUGCGCUACUAGCGAUAAGGGCACUAUUCAUGUUUGGAGCCUUGCGGAGAAACCGAAGACUAAAGAACCAGCUGAGGAUGGGAAAACUGGGAGGUCGUUAGCAUUAUUGAAGCCCUAUCUACCCAAAUACUUUCAUUCGACAUGGUCCGACGGGUUUUUCCGACUUCCCGGGCCGGGAGGCAAGCCGAGUCGAGGCACGAGUCUUCCGGGCCUAUUUGGUUCGCCGGUGAUAGGUGGGGCGAGUUCAGGGGAGUCGAGUGGGGGAGGAGAAGGGAUAGAGGGAGGGAUAGCUCAUGGACGGCCAUUGAUGACGGUGGAAGAUGAUGUGAGUUUGGUCAGCUGGAUCCUCGCGCCAGGACCGGGGCCCGAGCCGUCUCCUCCCAUCGAGCCCCAAAUCGUCGCCAUCACUCGCUCUGGUGCUUGGUUCAGACUCCGGAUGCCCCCCUCUACUCUCGACCUCUUACAUCCCCCUCCUCCGAAUACUACCUCAUCCUCCUCGUCUGCUGCUGCUUCUGGGAAAUCUCCCUCGGUCGAUCGUAGCGUGCCGCUCGAAUGCGUCGAGUAUCGUAGGUUCCUUGAGGACGAGGAUUGGAGUGAUGAGGAUGAUCAGGACUGUAUUGGCCGGUUUCCUUCUUGACUCUCUCUCUCUUUCUCGCUGCCUACUUUUUAACCAUUACCAUCGUCGUCCCGGUUGUUGUUGUACUCUUCCUUGUUGGGUUUUUUUAGUAGGUGCAUCUCACAGAAAUAUUCAUGUACAAGUUGUUGAUAUAUCAUCAUCUUAUCAGCCUUUGUAAUAUCAGAUAGAAGGGGCAGCUGGGUCAAAUUCCUUUUUUU
Puccinia graminis f. sp. tritici CRL 75-36-700-3 is the source of this 2124-nucleotide messenger RNA. RefSeq lists its product as uncharacterized. Lineage: Eukaryota; Fungi; Basidiomycota; Pucciniomycetes; Pucciniales; Pucciniaceae. Gene Ontology annotation, molecular function: phosphatidylinositol-3,5-bisphosphate binding; protein binding; phosphatidylinositol-3-phosphate binding. Gene Ontology annotation, cellular component: cytosol; extrinsic component of membrane; phagophore assembly site membrane. The record is from RefSeq and is a predicted model, not a curated record. The transcript has 3 exons. Gene Ontology annotation, biological process: protein localization to phagophore assembly site; protein lipidation; nucleophagy. Bases 113 to 1927 code for a protein of 604 amino acids.